Oncorhynchus gorbuscha (pink salmon) is the source of this 3425-nucleotide messenger RNA. RefSeq names its product gremlin-1-like. Gene Ontology annotation, biological process: animal organ morphogenesis. The record is from RefSeq and is a predicted model, not a curated record. The coding region runs from base 212 to 763 and encodes 183 amino acids. Lineage: Eukaryota; Metazoa; Chordata; Actinopteri; Salmoniformes; Salmonidae. Gene Ontology annotation, molecular function: BMP binding; receptor ligand activity. The transcript is spliced from 2 exons.
UUAAAAAGGAGACAGUCAGGCGCUGCUGCAAUUUGUAUUAAAACCUCAGUCUCUUUCUAUGGAAUCCUUAGCGACUCCAGACUACCAACAGCGCGAGCCCCCUCUGCAAUACUACAGUCUCCACCAUUAGCUGCCUCUUGCCUCGGGACACUUCAUAAAGAACACCCACCACAGAUCAUUUCAUUUGCAGCUACUUUGAGCUUUUGACAGGAUGGCCAGAUCGGCGUAUAUCCUCUGUGGCAUGGUUUUCAUCCUUGGGCUACUCUCAUAUACAGUGGCCUCCAAAAGGAACAGGGGCUCCCAAGGCGCCAUCCCUCAUCCUGACAAAAACAACCCAAACGAAUCGGAGCAGCAACCACAGGCACCGCAGGCGGGCUCUGGUUCCCGACGACGGGAAAAGAGUUCUGCUGCACCGGCUGAGGAGGUGCUGGAGUCCAGCCAAGAAGCUUUGCAUGUCACUGAGCGCCGCUAUCUGAAACGCGACUGGUGCAAGACACAGCCACUUAAACAGACCAUCCACGAGGAGGGCUGCAUCAGCCGCACCAUCAUUAACAGGUUCUGCUAUGGACAGUGUAAUUCUUUUUACAUCCCCAGACAUGUCCGCAGGGAAGAGGGAGCCUUCCAGUCUUGUUCGUUCUGCAAGCCGAAACGAUUUACUACCAUGACUUUCACUUUGAACUGUCCGGACCAGCAGCCGUCCACCAAGAAGAAGCGCAUCCAGCGCGUAAAGCAGUGCCGCUGCAUCUCCAUAGACUUGGACUAGCCCUGUGAUUGACUGGGAUGCGGCCAAUUAGUCUCCUCAUCAAACAAUUAUUGGAUUGUUCACAUGAAGGAUAAUCACCGUAUGUCUGGGAGCAUUUUUCCCUGUUCCAAAUAUGAGAAAAUGUUCAAUCUGCAAGGAACGUAAGAUCAGACAGACAUGUGCAGCAUGUUGUAGGCUUCUGUAGAUAUACUUGGGCAUAUUCUUUUGUAAACAAGGACUGCUGUACCAUGUCAUUUUCUGCGCAUAAUUGCCUAUUAAUCUAACUGCAAUAGCAGCCUGUGGCGAGCAUCGUUGCAUGGUAUAAUGACAUGGAAUGAACAAGCGCACGGCUUUUCCAACCUCAAAUAGGACUGCAAAACCUUUUCACACAGUUUUUACACUAUUUUGGACAGAGACACCAAUAGGCUAUCAAAACCAAUUUCAAUGGGGGGGGGAAUAGGACAGAAAAUGCGUUUAUAUAAUUAAUGGUUGACGAAUAGAUAGUUUCCACUAUGUGGAAUUUGAAAAAAGGUAACGACUAUUUAAUGUGGCAAGAAUGCUCCACUGAUUUAUUUGACUCCAAUGGUCAGUGUUAUAGUGGAGAGCUUUUGUAAAUCUAAAAAAAAACGAAAUAUCUGUAUUAGUUGGACAUGGAAAUGAAAAUGUUCGACGUAGGCCUACAUACUUGUUUACAAUGCUGUAGAUGGAAGCUUUUCUUUUAGUUGUCUAAAUGUUAUUCAUACACGAAUUGUAAAUGCAACCAGUUUGAUAGUUCUAUCAGAGCAACUGAUCCACAAAAUAAACCGAUAUUGACAUUGAUGCAGUGGGUCACUGAACCUGUUCGCUUUUUGCUUACAUUGUUCAUGUCUGAACAUUGCAGCGUCAGGGUUGUGACACCACCGAUGUGAAAUGGAUCGUUAAUUAACCCACACCCAAACUGCAAAGACUCCGAUUUCAUGCAUAGCAUUUUUAUGUAUCAGGUUUAACCCUAAACACCAAAUAAAAACAUAUUCUCUAGUGAUGGGUUAUUUUCUUCUUGCUCGGAGCCAACCUCUUGCUGGGACUUUUGUACGUUCCUUAGACCAUUGGGUAUAUUUCGUCGUAAAACCAAUAUCAUUUAUGAGAAAAGACCACAAGAAACGCGAUUACAUGUUAGACUCAACAACUUUUCCAAUAACCCCUUCAAACGAUGUUAUCGAAGUUUACAAUAGGAUCUCCCCCGGCUCCCAAAUCUGUCAAAGGCCCAUGUUUUUGUGGGGACACUGAUGCUAAACAGGGCUUACGCAUUUGUAAAACCAUGGCUCCCUUACGGCUUCUUGUUCAGAUGAUACAGGCCUACAUGGCUCUCUAAAAAUAGAUACAUCAACCAAUCAAUAGCCUUCUUUAAAAAUUGAACACCGAUCAAAGUUUUCUUCAUCAAUGAUUUAUUGUCGAGUUGUUUUAGCCUCUUACGCAUUUGGGACUUCAGAGUUGUUUUGUCAGUUGCGUCGCUCUGCUUCGAUUUACCCUUGCCAGGUCUUCAUUGUACCGAAUGUAGUGCUGACAUAAUCAAGUUUGUGCCUUCAUUGGCACAUGCAGCGACGUGUAAUAGGCUACAAGUCAUGUAUAUAGAAGUUGCGUGUUUCUAUCCAUUUCUAUCGAUUUAACUUAGGUGCACUUUCUCUCAUUAUUAUCGUGCUUUCUGACAUUUUCAAAUGAUGAAUUUAGAAUGAAAAUGUGCAUUGUGAGAUAUAUAGGUGCAAAUGAAUACAUCUUUGCGCACAAAUCAAUGAAACAAUUAGGCUAUGGUCAUUUUCACCUUUAUUUGGCUACUGAAUGUUAUUAGGGAGUGCUGAAAGUAGAGGAACAACAGACAAGGAGGGUUAAACAUCCGUUUCCAUGCGAGCCAGGCUUCCUCAUCUGUAGACUCCAGUUAAGACUUCUGUGACUGAAUUGUUUGCAAUCUAUUACUUUGACCUUGCGCAAAUUCAUUUGAACGAUAAAACACGUAAAACACGUGGGCACAUAAGAGUAGGCCUCUCACGAAAUGAAUCAACAUAUGCAUGUUAAACAUAUAGGCCUUUAUCAAAAUGUACAUUUUUGCCUACUAAUUUGGUUCUGAAAAACUUUAAAGUAAACAUUAAAUGCAAUUUUAAGAUUAUGAAAUGUCUUCAUACAAAAAAUAAUGGCACAUUCAAUGAUUAUGAAACAAAGGUGCUAUUUUGACACUUAAUAGAUUCUGGCAGGGGUAAAGUAUAGGCCUACACAUGGCUUGAUAUGAGUAAUUGUUUCUAUUUUAAAACAAAGUAAACAUCAUCUUGGUUUAAAUUAAACAAAAGGCAAUAUAUCUAUAUAUGUAUAUAUAUAUAGCCAAAUUAUACUCUCUAUAGCAGUUCAUGUAGGGUAUGAAACAAGACCAUUUGUGGUAAAUGAUGAGGCUCCUUAUAUACAGUGCCUUCAGAAAGUAUUCAGACCCCUUGACCUUUUCCACAUUUGGUUAGUUACAGAUUUAUUCUAAAAUAUAUAUUUUUUAAACCCAUAAUGACAAAGCAAAAACAGGUAUUUCAAAAUGUUAGUGUGAAGAUCCUCUGCUAUGAGACUUGAAAUUGAGCUCAGGUGCGUCCUGUUUCCAUUCAUCAUCCUUGAGCUGUUUAUACAACUUGAGUGGAGUACACCUGUGGUAAAUUCAAUUGAUUGGACAUAU